AUGAACAUCAACGCGAAGGUCAGGAAGCGCUCGAACAACGAGGCGGUGGUGAAGGUGACGAGGGUCAGGACGAGGAUAGUGCCCGGGUAUAUCCUGGCGGUCUCGGACGAGUACGGCUUCGACGGCGCCAUCAAGAGCGUGAUGUACGACGUGGACAUGGUCGAGGUUAGGUCCAUCAUGAUGGUCAGGGACGUGAAGACGCACAUCAUCGCGAGGAGGUACACCAACGACACCGGGGAUUCGUACGCGGCCGAGUUCGAGAUCGAGGGUAAGGCCACCAACAGCGUCGUGAAGGCCAUCGUGUGCAUAUGUACGGGUAUCGUCGGCACCGUCCCCUCGAUGAGGGGGAUGAUCGACCCCGAGUACAUAAGUGACAUCAGGGCCGCCGACCACGUCGUGAUGGACGUCCCGAAUAUGAACGGGUAUAAGGGCCAGUACAUGGCCAAGGCCGACGGCGUGAAGGUGUACGUCCUCUGCUAUACGUUCGGGUACGUGGUGUGCAUGACCGACCCGGAGAUGACGGUGUUGUCAUGCAUGGUCACGAUCGACGGCAUGAACAUGUCCGAGUUGACCAACAGACCCGACGUCGUCGUGGCGGAGAUGAUCGUGGACGGCUCCAUGGUGUACAUCGACACCCUGGGCAUCGACGGCAGCGCGAAGGCGUCCAUGGACACCAGGAGGAACAAGUGCCCGGUCACCACCAAGACGCCGUAUAUGAUCUAUAGGAGGGUGUGGGACAGGAUGCCGACCACGCUGGAGUUGCAGCUCGAGCCCACGCCCAACGAUGGGAUCGUGCUCGUGAGCAACUACAGGACCCUGAGGCUGAAGGAGCCCACGGUCGACUUGCUGUACAUGGACGACAAGCUGUGCGCGUCCGACAGCGGGGUGAUGGUGCCGGUCGCGAACGGGAGCGUGCACAUGGAGCAGGGCACGGUAUACGAGAUGGACGUCGUCAAGAUGGCGGACACGUCGAUGGUCAUGCUCGUGCGCCCGAGGCAGCGUGUGACCAAGAGGAUGCCCAACCCCAUGGAUGUGGUCAGGCGCGCCGUGGUGAGCGCGGUCAGAGACCCGAUGAUGGACGCGGUUCUAUUGGACAUCACGGCCAUGUCGUUCGCCAUGCGCAACCGCGUGUACACCAUGGCGCAGUCGCGGGUCCACGAGAAGAGGAAGGUGAUCGUCAUAUUCGGCGCGGGCAGGUUCCAGGAGUGGAGGCAGAUGAUGGUCAGCGGGUUCUCCUACAUAGCGAUCGACCCCGAGAUCAGCGUCGAGGACCUGUCCAGGCGCAUGAAGAGGGCCACGAUCAUGCCCUACGACUUCAAGAGGAAGUUCGACGACCAGGUGAUCUCGAUCUCGAAGAGGGCGACGACCGUGCUCUGGGCGAAGUGCAGGUCCGAGGUGUUCAUCGACCGCACCAUGCCGACGAGGACCAUGGCGAUGAUGAGCAUCCCGGCGGUGUUCUCGUUCAGUAUCUCGUACCACAUCAAGGUUAUCAAUAUGCUCAGGACCGAGGGGGUUCCCAUGUUCGGGUGCGGGUUCGUGCACGACGCCAUGCCAAGAUCGGGCAUAGGGCGUGGUCGCGUUACUAUAAGGCCCGCGGGGACGGGGAGGAUAUCGCGGUCGGACAUCAUCUCGACGUUCGGCAAGUCGACGUACGUGGAGCCGUUCCUAAGUAGGUCCGGGGUACCGGGCCUGGUUUUGGUCAAGGACGCGAUGCCCGAGCUAUGGAAGACCGUGGAUUCGAACACGUACGACAUCAUGGACAGGGCCGUCAUCAUGUCUGCGUAA
Fonsecaea erecta is the source of this 1785-nucleotide messenger RNA. RefSeq lists its product as hypothetical. The record is from RefSeq and is a predicted model, not a curated record. Bases 1 to 1785 code for a protein of 594 amino acids. Lineage: Eukaryota; Fungi; Ascomycota; Eurotiomycetes; Chaetothyriales; Herpotrichiellaceae. The transcript has a single exon.